Messenger RNA from Pteropus alecto (black flying fox), 4391 nucleotides. RefSeq names its product stonin 2 (gene STON2). Gene Ontology annotation, cellular component: synaptic vesicle; AP-2 adaptor complex. The transcript is spliced from 8 exons. Lineage: Eukaryota; Metazoa; Chordata; Mammalia; Chiroptera; Pteropodidae. Gene Ontology annotation, molecular function: clathrin-cargo adaptor activity. The record is from RefSeq and is a predicted model, not a curated record. Gene Ontology annotation, biological process: synaptic vesicle endocytosis; regulation of endocytosis; clathrin-dependent endocytosis. The coding region runs from base 366 to 3224 and encodes 952 amino acids.
CCGGCGGGCGGCGAGCGAGCCCGGAGUCGGGAUCCCGCCGCGGCGCUGCGCCCCGGGAGGGAGCGCUUUGAGUGCAGUGAGGCCGGGCUAGGGGGGCACCCCGGACCAGCCCCGCCGGCUCUGCCGCGGCGACCUCCGGGCCGACACUCGGGACCCUGCGGGCGGCGUCACAGAUUUCUGCUUGACAGAUUAACCAAAAGCAAGAGAGGCUGAUCUGUCUACGUUCUGAGUGCUGCCUUCUGCAAGACCAGCAUUAUAGACCCUAGACCCAAGUCUGCCACACUGCCAUAGUGUUACCCACCCCAGGCAUUACUCUGGGGUCUGCCUGAGGCCAGCAGUGCGAAGAUGACCAGUGCCUUGCUAGCAUGACGACCUUGGACCAUGUGAUCGCUACCCACCAGUCAGAGUGGGUCUCCUUCAAUGAGGAGCCACUCUUCCCCGUCCCUCCUGAGGGGGGCACCGAAGGGCACCUCGCAGGACUGUCGUCCUCCUCGGGCCAGUCCGAGAGCUCCUCAGGGGAGAACCAAGUGGUGGAUGGAGGCUCUCAGGACCUUUCCCACUCGGAGCAGGAUGACUCCUCUGAGAAGAUGGGCCUCAUCUCCGAAGCAGCCUCCCCUCCUGGGAGCCCCGAGCAGCCCCCAGCUGACCUGGCCUCCGCCAUCAGCAACUGGGUUCAAUUUGAAGAUGACGCACCCUGGGCCAGUGUGUCACCACCUCACAAAGAAACAGGCCUACCAUUGACCAUGCCAUGCUGGACGUGCCCUUCCUUCAACUCCCUGGGGAGAUGCCCGCUGACCUCUGAGAGCAGCUGGACCACACAUUCUGAAGACACCAGUAGUCCUAGUUGUGGCCCCUCGUACACAGACCUGCAGCUCAUUGGCGCAGAGGAGCAGAUGAGUGGCAGGGCCUCUGGGGCUGACUCGACUGACGAGAGGACGGAGUGGCAGACAGGCAGGCAGACGGCAGUGAGUCCUGUUCAAGCAUGCACGGAGCAUACCUCUACCCGCACCCACGUCUUGGACCCCUCGCCUCCCUCACCUCACUCCAGGAGGAGCCAGAGUCCCCGCGAGGGUCUGGAGGGGACCUCUGCUCCCAAGGACAAUUCUUCCUCACUCCAGGAAGAUGAAGAGGUAGAGAUGGAGGCCAUCAGCUGGCAGGCCAGCAGUACAGCCAUGAACGGACACCCUGCCACUCCAGUAACUUCUGCUCGUUUCCCCAGCUGGGUCACUUUUGAUGACAAUGAAGUCAGGUGCUCUUUGCCACCCAUCACCUCUCCUCUGAAGUCGAACACACCAACUGUUGCAUCUGUGAUCCCAGAUGUACCUUAUAAUUCAACUGAGUCAUUUAAGAAGAGGGAACGUCCCAAGAGCACGUUGAUGAACUUCUCCAAAGUUCAGAAGCUGAACGUUUCCUCCUUAAACCAUCCACCUUCUAUAACUGAGGCUCCACCCUGGAGGGCAACCAAUCCUUUCCUGAAUGAGACUCUACAGGAUGUACAGCCCUCCCCUAUCAACCCUUUUAGUGCUUUCUUUGAGGAGCAGGAAAGGCGCUCCCAAAACAAUUCCGUUUCCAGUACCACAGGCAAAAGCCAAAGAGAUUCUCUCGUUGUCAUCUACCAGGAUGCCAUCAGUUUUGAUGACUCAAGCAAAAACCUGUCACACUCUGAUGCUGUUGAAAAACUCAAACAACUCCAAAUUGAUGACCCUGAUCACUUAGGCAAUGUAACACUAGCUGAUGAUGACCCAGUAGGUUGGAUUGAACUAGAUGACCACCCUCCUGGUUCAGCACUGUCCCAGCCCAGGGAUGGGUGGCCAAUGAUGCUAAGGAUCCCUGAGAAGAAAAACAUCAUGUCCUCUAGGCACUGGGGACCCAUCUACAUCAAACUGACGGACAGUGGUUACCUGCAGCUGUAUUAUGAGCAGGGCCUAGAAAAACCAUUCCGUGAGUUCAAGCUAGAGAUCUGCCAUGAGAUUUCAGAACCCCGACUCCAAAACUAUGAUGACAAUGGCAGGAUCCACAGCUUGCGGAUAGACCGUGUCACCUACAAGGAAAAGAAGAAGUAUCAGCCCAAACCUGCUGUUGCCCACACAGCAGAGAGGGAACAAGUGAUUAAGCUGGGCACCACCAAUUACGAUGACUUCCUGAGCUUCAUCCGUGCAGUUCAGGAUCGUCUCAUGGAUCUGCCUGUGUUAUCAAUGGACUUGAGCACAGUAGGCUUGAACUACCUUGAGGAGGAGAUUACAGUGGAUGUCAGAGAUGAAUUCUCUGGCAUUGUGAGCAAAGGAGACAACCAGAUUCUCCAGCACCAUGUCCUGACACGGAUCCACAUUCUGAGUUUCCUCUCUGGGCUUGCAGAGUGCCGCUUGGGCCUGAAUGACGUCCUCAUCAAAGGGAACGAAAUAGUCUCCCGGCAAGACAUCGUGCCGACCACCACCACAAAGUGGAUCAAGCUACACGAGUGCCGUUUUCACGGGUGUGUGGACGAGGAUGUAUUCAACAACUCACGGGUUAUUCUGUUCAACCCUUUGGAUGCGUGCCGCUUUGAGCUAAUGCGGUUCAGGACAGUAUUUGCUGAGAAGACUUUGCCUUUCACGCUUAGGACAGCAGCAAGCAUCAAUGGGGCAGAGGUGGAGGUGCAGAGCUGGCUCAGGAUGUCAACCGGCUUCUCCUCUAACUGUGAGCCCCUCACUCAGGUUCCCUGUGAGAAUGUGAUGGUCCGCUACCCUGUGCCCAGCGAGUGGGUGAAAAACUUCCGCAGGGAAAGUGUCCUGGGGGAAAAGUCUUUGAAAGCCAAAGUGAACCGGGGGGCCAGUUUUGGUUCAACUAGUGUAUCUGGCUCUGAGCCUGUCAUGAGAGUAACUCUGGGAACUGCCAAGUACGAACAUGCCUUCAACUCAAUUGUGUGGAGGAUAAACCGACUGCCUGACAAAAACUCCGCUUCUGGUCACCCACACUGUUUCUUCUGCCACCUUGAACUUGGCUCUGACCGGGAAGUGCCUUCUAGAUUCGCCAAUCAUGUGAAUGUCGAGUUCAGCAUGCCCACAACUUCUGCCUCCAAAGCUGCUGUAAGAUCCAUCUCCGUGGAAGACAAGACCGAUGUCAGGAAGUGGGUCAAUUAUUCCGCACACUACAGCUACAAGGUGGAGAUUGAGCAGAAAAAGAGUUUGAAGCUGGACUUUGAAGGGGAUGAAAUGGAAAAUCCCAAGGAGUGUGGGGUCCAGUGAUGAAGCCCUACUGCAGGGGUCUUGACCCCGAGUCACGAGAGGAUGUCUUCCUGAAUAGCUGAAGUUCAAGUCAGUCCCUGCCGAGACUACUCCACGUUGGGCAUGGUGGAUUGGACCUUCCUGUUCGCAGUUACCUACAUAUUAACAGGAAACCCUGAGAGGUGGUUGCUUUGCAGAGGCUCUGAUUGUGCCCAGAGCACCUGGUUAAGUGACUUUUGGAGCUAGUUAAUUAAGCUUCUUAUCUCUGCUCAUCUCACAGCCGUGUGGUUCGUUGUGGCUGUGAGAGUUGGGAAAAGAACCUCCCACUUCCCAGCUGGCGUGAUUUCCUUCUGAUGUUCUCCUGUCACGUGAGCUUCUGGAAAACAUGGUCUUGAGAGGUUAAUUAAGAAUCCAUCUCUGUCACUCCUUCUAGAAAAGGUUCAGAAAAGGUACAAAACAAAUUUCCUCUUUGGGUCCACUGGUCCUUUUGUAGGUGUCUCCAUUCUUUAAGUAUUAACACUAUGCAAUAGAAGUUUUUGAGACGUUUUUGAGACGUUUUGAUCAAAACACUUUUUCCAUCACUCUAAGGUUUCAGUCUCAGGGUUCACCACCCUGACCCACAAUAGACAAUGGAAAAAAGGUACAAUAGCAUACUUUUUUAUUCUGCGAUGAGCCCCACUUUCUGCAUAAGAUGACUGUUGAAGGGAAAGCAAAAUUGAGCUUAAUUUUCUUUACUCACCCUGGGGAAAAGGGACAUUAAUUGUAAGAUUAUAUUCAAUUCAGGAGACAGCUCAAUCUCAGUGAAUUCCAAAAUUCACACAAAAAUAUAGGCCAUUUCUGAUUCCUGAAACAAAUGAAUAUAUAUAUUUAUUAUACCUCAGUCGUUUGUCAGGGGCAUUUGGGAGCUCUUUUUAUACCUCAUAGCGAAUAGACAAUUGCAUGUCUCUUUAACUCAAACUUUAUAAGAAAUGUGUGCUGAAAAGAUCAUUUAAAAGCUGUUUCAAUACUAAGCUUUUCCCAGAAAUUCAGAGUUUGAUAAUCACAUUAUUGUAAUAGAUCUAAAAGGCAGAAGACUCUAGGGUAGAGGUGAGAGAAAGCCAUAUUUUCCUAAUGUUGGAAACAUUAAAUCCUAAUUUCAAGAGUCUAGGAUACCCAAUCUUCUUUCCCUUCAUCCAUUCAUGCUUCCAU